AACACGCGACUCUUGGACCAAUUAUGUUCAAGACUUUCACCCUGAUGUGAGUGAUCCGGGAAUUCUAUUUCAAUUCUCCUCAUUAGUUUUAUCCAAUUACGAGUUUUUGUGGUGAGAAUGAAACUUUAAUGGUGUGGUGAGGAUGAAUGCUUUCAAUGAAAUAUCAUCUGGGGAGCCCGAGCAAGAUGCCAAUUCAGCACUCAUCGAACUUGACAAGGGUCUUCGCUCCAAGCACAAUGGAGAACGCUGCGAGGCGAUUGUCCGUUUCCCCCGUCUCUUCGAGAAAUAUCCCUUCCCCAUCCUCAUCAACUCAGCCCUCCUGAAGCUCGCCGAUGUAUUCCGCCUGGGCUGUAACUUCCUCCGAGUCUGGGUGCUGCGUGUAUGCCAGCAAAGCGAGAGACAUCUCGACAAGAUCCUCAACGUCGAUGAGUUCGUAAAACGAAUCUUCUCCGUGAUUCACUCCAACGAUCCAGUCGCCCGUGCCCUCACCCUGCGCACCCUGGGUUCAGCAGCAUCUAUCAUCCCCGAGCGUCAGCAGGUCCACCACAGCAUUCGUCGUGCCCUAGACUCCCAUGACUCCGUGGAAGUCGAGGCAGCGAUCUACUCCGCAAGAAUGUUUGCAUCGCAGUCCAAGCUCUUCGCAGUCUCCAUGUGCAGUAAAAUCUCAGACAUGAUCAGGGGACAGGCGACCCCGGCGUCAAUGAAGCUCCAGCUAAUUCCAAUUCUCCAGUACAUGCACCACGACACCUCCACCGCGUCGAUGGUGAACGAGCUUUGCAUGGAGCUUCUCGCGAGUUAUCCAGCAGUGGAGUUCGUCAGGGUGACCCUAUCAGCGAUGAACACCCUGGCCUCAGCGACGCUCAUCAACGUGCCCACCCAAGUGGGCCUUCUCCUGACGUACCUUCGAGACGAUCCCCGAACCUCCAUCAAACGGCACUCCCUGAAGCUCCUCUUGGACUUAGCGAGGAGAGGGGUUCACCUGUGGCCUCGUGGAGCCCUUGACAACCUCGUGGACUUCACCCUGACGUCGAGGCUCGCCAUUGUCGAGAACGGAAACGACAAAAGCGAUCUUCUGCUUAGAACUCUGGACGUGAUAGAGGUGUUGAGCCAGAGUGCCAUCACCUGCGAUGCAAACAUGGAGGAGAAUAGCCGCCUAGCGUCCCUCUGCAUUGACGCCUGCUACUCCCAUAAUCCUCUGGUAGCUGUCAAGGCCGUGACAGUCCUCACGAGAAUCGCCUGCUACUGCUACGACGAGGGUCUUCCAGUCAACAACAUCCAGCACAUCAUCUCGUGUCUGGAAUCGUUGAUAGUUCUGCUCGCGGUGGACGCUAAUGACGCCAAAAAUCUGUACCAAUUGAAGCUGUGCUUGGUGUCUACUGUGAAGCUGUGCCAGGCACAUCCUGGACAUGCACCAGUCUUCGUGGAUGCUAUAGGCACGACUCUGAUGAACACUCAGUCGGAUUCAGCUCAGGAGGAGAAGAAACAGACUGCCAGUGUUUUGUGUGAGGCACUGGGGGCCAUUGGAAGCUUUGGAGAUAAUGUCCUGCUGCCUCUUCUGCCAGAUGUCCUGGAGAAGAUCAAACAGCCGUUGGACGUUGACACGCGAGUGAUGCUCUGUACUAUUCUGUUUCAAACGGUCGCUGGGGGGUACGAGUGGAAUGACGAGUGUCUGAAUGCUGUUGAAAGUGUCAUUCAGGCGGUGGAUGGAUGGGCCAAGUACAGGAUAGGAAGAGGUGCUGCGAGAUACGGGCACCAUAAAAUCGCAGCGAAAAUCUUCAAAGGACUUCGAGAAUCCGUCGCCGCUGAGCAGCUCCACUUCUGGCUGUCGGGUCUCGAGUUGAUGACCAGCGCUGAGAGCUACCUCGAGGAGAACAAGAACGAGUCAAGGAUCCAGCGGAAAAUUAGUGUCCUCGAGAGGUUGAACGGCGCGAUAUCAAGGUACGCAAGUGCCUGUGCAGCACUCAAAGCUGCAUGUGCACCCGUCAAGAGUCUCCAGUUCGCCAUUGAAUACGCCAAGAUCCGGGGUGAGUAUCUCCAGGCAUUGGCGCAGCUGGUCCACUCCUGCAGGUCCCUCUGUACCUCUCCACCCCCCGCCAUUGCGAGAUCAAUUGCUGAAGUGACGAGUGACAAACUCCAGAUUUAUGGAAGAGUGACUUAUCAACUCAGAAAGUCCGCCAAGGACUUCAGAAAUUGCGCCGAGAGCUAUCACAAGCUCUAUCAGUCCGCCUUCGAUGCUGAUCAGGGGAGUUUGAAUAAUAUUAAGGCACUCCAGGAAGUCUGCAGGGUGAUGGCAAACUCUGUUGAGAAGGUUUGUAUGAGCUCCAAUGCCAGUGCUUAUCACAGGGGAAAUGAGACUCUGGAUUUCUCCUUCGGGGAGUCAGUGGAGAUGAGGCAGUUGGCCAAGUGUUGUGGCGAGGUAAGGAGGCUGGCACCUGAUGGCCAGGGGGAGGACCAGGUCAUCACUCAUCCCAGUGUGGAGGCACUCAUCUCCCAGGUGGUGCUGUUGGCUGGUGGAAAGGUGAGACUUCCCAUGCCCAGGUACUUCUUCCAGGCACUUCAGGCCACUGUCGUCAAACUCUCGGUGUCACCACAGCCCAGGGUCCUCGGGGAGCCUGUCUGCGUGCCUCAGGGCUCACAACUCGCUCUGAAGAUCGAGGGCGUCCUGAGACAUGACAACAAGUCACUCUUCAGAUCUGUCGCUGCUGUUUGCAUUUCCAUUUCUACGUCUCCACCUUCUAAGAUCAAUUCUGAGUACAAGGGAAAUGGGGAGGGAUUGAAUGGGGGUGGUGAAUUGCAGCAGACAGUUAUACCUCACAGGGAUUUCUUUGCCUGUGAGUUCCUGUUGUCUUUGGGAAAUUCGGGGGGAGGUGGAAAUUCCGGGUGCGCUGGGGCGUCAGGAAGCUCGGCAGGAGGGAACAGCUCUGGGGCUAAUCAGUUUCAGGUCACUGCCAGUGCCAACAUUCUGGAUAAGGACGGGAAUAUCUGGAAGUGCGGACCCAAGUCUACCCUGCAGGUGCGGGUGCAUGAGGAUGGAACGGCCAAACGAAAAUUGCCGUAGGGGGCGGGGGAGACUUGGAGGAAAGUGUGGGGUGCUGUGGGGCACUGCAGGGCGUUCCUAACGUAUCAUUCUGAAAGAAUUCUCUGGAAUUUUUGGAUAUGAGUUUCAUUGCAAGAUUUUUUUAUUGAAGAAACCGAUGAAUCUGCACAAAUUUGAUGAAAAAUAUUUGACAGGUUGUUAAUUAGAACAAUCAUCAGAGUCUAGUUGAUUGAAGAGACCUUUGGUGGGACGUCAUCCAACAGAUGUUGUUAAUUGCUUAUGACUCGCCCAUUUCCAAUGACUUUUAAAAAUAAAAAAUACGUGUUUAUUUUCUAUCUGACAUUCAUGCAAUGACCAGCAUAUGCAGUGAAUCCAUAGAAUUCCGUUCAGAAUCAUAGAAUCAGCGUCUACGACGCCUCUCCGAAUAUUUCUACGCAAUUUGUUCAGCCUUAAUGAGCUUUUGAGAGCGAAACGAUAGUAGUUUAUUCAUAUUUUUCAUUUUUAAUGAGCAGGGCGUAGAAAAUAGUAUUUUGUAAUUAGUUUGAUCACUUUAUCAAGAACAAUUUGUACAGAGUGUCCAUAAAUAAUAUUUUUAAAUGGAAGAAUUCCAUGAGGUUAUUAUGCUUAAUUAUUGAUGACUAUGAGCUGCCAUUUUUACAACUUUACAACUUUUGCAGAGUCAAGCAAAAUGGAAACUUUUGAUUUAUUUAAAAAUCUUCAAUACCUCAUUCGAGUAUUGAGAAAAUGGAAUGUUUUUAAAGUUAAUGAGACUUUCUACUCUCAUCGAAAAGGGCCCAUUUUACUCCACCUACGCUUAUCCUCUCGAAUAUAUUUAAAAAUACAAAAAUCUUUCAGGAAUAACAGAUAUUUAUAGAUUUAUAACAGAAACGUAUAAAAACCAACAAGAUUUCCCUCGUAAAUAUCGAUACCAAAGAAGUAACAACUCUAUAAAAAGUAUUUUUUACUUGUAAAUUGUGCAUAUGUUGCAGUCGUGAAGUAUAAAUCACUUUUAAAAAUAUUAUGCAUAUUCUGUUCAGCUUCGCAUGAACUGCAUCUGUUAAAAUCUAGAUCUUCCAUAGAUAAUGUACCGGCUAGAAGCAUGAAGUUUUAAACAUAACAAGGUGUCUAGUAGAAAUAGUAAAUCGUCUAUUUCCACUAGUACUAAAAAAUAAAAAAUAAUACGCCCGAGAAAACAAAAUUACCGGCGACGUGGUGAAACGUAACAAGUCGAUUUCAUAUUUAGUGUGGUAUAAAAUCGUAGGAUAAAUUUAAAUAGCUUGUAAUCAUCUUGCUGAUUAGAUUUUGUGGCAAAAGAA
Molecule: messenger RNA, 4353 nt
Organism: Diachasmimorpha longicaudata
Lineage: Eukaryota; Metazoa; Arthropoda; Insecta; Hymenoptera; Braconidae
Gene: INTS7
Product: integrator complex subunit 7
Exons: 3
Coding region: 143-3058 (971 amino acids)
Biological process (GO): snRNA 3'-end processing
Cellular component (GO): integrator complex
Source: RefSeq, a predicted model, not a curated record